Kwoniella mangroviensis CBS 8507 is the source of this 777-nucleotide messenger RNA. RefSeq lists its product as uncharacterized. The transcript is spliced from 4 exons. The record is from RefSeq and is a predicted model, not a curated record. NCBI's taxonomy places the organism in Eukaryota, Fungi, Basidiomycota, Tremellomycetes, Tremellales, Cryptococcaceae. Bases 1 to 777 code for a protein of 258 amino acids.
AUGGUCAGACCGACAUCCUCUUUGCGGUUCAUAGCCGGUCAAGCCCUUCGAGCAGAAAGAGCAAAGAGACAACCUAUGCCCGAGAAUUUCGUCGAAGCCACUGGAAAUCAAUCGAGACCUAAGAAUGUAUUACUUCACGAUAUACCCCGUACGGCUUUACCUAGUGAUAUAACAAGGGCGUUGAGGGAUGUAGGUGCAUUUGAUGAGAGUUUUUCAGUCUCUGCGAUAACUUCCCUUCCACCUUCUUUACCCAAAUCACCCUCUUUGUACCGUACAUACCACCUAACCCUUCCAUCUUCUAAAAAAGCCAAUCAGAUAUCUACCAUCCUCUCCACAAAGCCCAUAUUCACUCUCGAUCGUAAAGGUCAAGCUCAACUUACUCACAUCACCUCCGACGAAUGGACCAACACCCUCGUCCAGCGGACAUUAAACGAUAGGACAACGUAUGAACAGCAGCGAGAUAGGUUCGAAAAGACUUUCACGGCUGAUUGGUGUAAUAAAUCUGGACUCAGCGGUAGGAGAGUGAUCAUAAAGGGUUUACCUCCUUCGGUCAGGUCGGAGGACAUCAAAAAGUUGGGCAAGGAUUGCGGGGUUUUGGAUGAGGUUGAUGGAUGUACGAAAUUACCUUCGAGCCGUUCAAGUAUCGUCUCGACAUAUUGUCUAACUACCAAUACAGUCAACGACGCUCAUAGACUAGCGAGGAAAUUGCAUAUGAAAUGGUACAAGGUCGAUAUACACGGUCAAAAAUGGUUGAUGCGUGCUCAUGUACAUUAUUGA